AUGGCGGACAAAUCUUUUGCAACUCCAAGGCGCCCCAUGCUCGUGGUAGCCACAGACAAGCAAAGGCCACGCCCACGUCGAUUGGAUCGGGCGCGAGACGUCGCCCAUUUGCCUCCCGAGCUGUCUUCCAGCACACGCAGCACAGCCUUUUUGCUUCACAGCACGGAGCACUUCCGAAGCCCAAUAUGGCGUAGCCACGCAAAGCCGUGUAUUCCCUACCGCAGCACGCAGGGCACUCGCAUAUUGAGUAGCCCCUCUAUCGCCAUGUACUAG
Trichoderma gamsii is the source of this 273-nucleotide messenger RNA. RefSeq lists its product as hypothetical. The transcript has a single exon. Lineage: Eukaryota; Fungi; Ascomycota; Sordariomycetes; Hypocreales; Hypocreaceae. The record is from RefSeq and is a predicted model, not a curated record. Bases 1 to 273 code for a protein of 90 amino acids.